This is a messenger RNA of Tetrahymena thermophila SB210, 459 nucleotides long. RefSeq lists its product as hypothetical. Lineage: Eukaryota; Ciliophora; Oligohymenophorea; Hymenostomatida; Tetrahymenidae. The transcript is spliced from 2 exons. The record is from RefSeq and is a predicted model, not a curated record.
AUGAGCAAUAUCUUCUUAGAAUUAUAAGACGGUGAUAAGACCGUUUAUACUCACACCUCUUUGAUUGAAGAAUCUAAGCAAGAAUAAAUCUAAGCUAUUUACGACAAGGUUCCUUAAUGGACAAAUGGUGGUAGAUUCUUGGGUUUCUGGUUAUCUAUGGAAGCAGUUAAUCGUGUUUAAUCUGUAGCUAAGUUACCUAUCUAUUAUAGAGCUGGUAUUGUUGCAACUAGCACUCUUUUGGGUGGUCUUGUAAGCUCAUUAGUCUUCUGGAAAAGUGGUAAUGAAAAUUAAGUAGCCAAAUUAGCUAACGGAGCCCCCGUUUAUUUGAAGAAAUGGGAAGUCCCUGAACUCUCAAAGUUAUACUUCUUCUUAGAUGAUGAUAACAACUUCAAACCUUCUCUUAAUCAUCAUGCUGUCACUCAAGGUAGAUAAUAUUACAAGAUUUACUAACACAAUUGA